This is a messenger RNA of Carya illinoinensis, 450 nucleotides long. RefSeq lists its product as uncharacterized. The record is from RefSeq and is a predicted model, not a curated record. Lineage: Eukaryota; Viridiplantae; Streptophyta; Magnoliopsida; Fagales; Juglandaceae. The transcript has a single exon. The coding region runs from base 1 to 450 and encodes 149 amino acids.
AUGGAAGCGACAUCUCGAUGUUUCUCGGUAGUACUCCCUCCUCCACCGUUUUCCUUCGGCAAAACGAGAUUCUUGCAUGGGAAAAGAUUGAGGGCCAUGGUUUUUGCAGCUGGAAGAGACUCCCACGAGCCAGACCAUAGAGGAUCCUGCUGGGUCGAUGAAAGCAUGAUAAUUUUGAGGAAACGCAUUCACGAGAUGAAGGUGAUUGAGAGGAAUUACGAGCCUCCGGAGGAAUGGAUGGAAUGGGAGAAGCAAUAUUACGCAUGCUAUGACGAAUCUAUUUGUGAUUGGGUAGGAUUACUGCAAUCAUAUUUGAUGAACACUAGGCCUAGUUUGGCUCUUGGGUUGCUUGCACUCGUCACGUUGGGUGUCCCGACUACGACGGUCAUGAUUCUGCUUCGUUUGAUGGAGGUGGCUAAUGGGUUCUUCUCCGCCGUUCAUCACGUUUGA